CGCAAACCGCGCAAGCGAUCGUCGAGCGUGGACCGUCCAUUUUGCAUUGGCGAUUAUUGUUGCCUGUCAAGUUUUGGCUUUGUGGUCGUGCGUCGGUGCUGUGAUCCUAGCGUGUCGUCAGCGUCGACCGUGGGGUUAGAGCUCGGAGGAUGCAAACAAGUGGCUGAGCGGCCGGCGAAUGUCUUGGCAGCGCGCCCGGCGACCGCCGGCGAUGCGGCGGCGUCCGUCCGCGGCUUCAAAAUGGUCGCUGGCGACCGGACGGCGCCGUUGUUAGGAGCGGAGCGUGCUCUGGAUUUCGUCUGAUCUGCGCCCGUCGCGUCUCCUCGCAAGAAUUUCGUGAGCCUCUGCGGCCGCCGGCUGCAAGUGUGUGCGCGGCGACACCUCUUGGCGUGCACAGCCGUGGAUUACGAGUGUGCGCGGAAUAGUCGGCUUCAUUUGUUGUGUCCGCGCGUCGUCUGCUGGUGACGCAUCGAUUCCGAGGUCCAGCGGCGUGAUAUUUGAACUUCCGACUGCCAGUACCCGAUGCCGGAGGGACCGAGUAUGGAGCGGAUGACGCGCCAGCUGCUGAUGGAGGACGAGGCGCCUCCGUUUAGACUUACGUGAGGAGUGCAGCUGAGGCUGCAGUAGCAGCUGGGCUGACAGCGACGGCCCGUUGGCCUGGCCAUGUCCCUCUGGUCGGGGGACGUCCAUGGUGGGAUCCAGCUGCCACCCAACUACAAGAUGUCACACGACAACGAAUCCGUCAAAUCAGGCCCUAGUGAGCGGUCGCGGAGGUCCUCGUCCUCUAGGCACCACAACCACAGCAACAACAUCCAGAACCACCACCAGCAGCACCACCAACAGCGGCAGCAGCAGAAACAAGACGACGGCCCGCAGCAUUCGUACCGUGCCAGCCGAAGGCAUUCGCAUCGCUCCACUAGGUCAUGUCCCACACAGGUUAAGGUUGGUGGGGACCGCAGGGAUGAGGUCAUCGAGGUACAGAUCCUCCCACAGGAUGACAACUGGGGCGACAACACAACGGCCAUCACGGGAAACACGAGCGAGCGCUCAAUCAGCGCUGAGGACGUGUCGAGACUUGGCCGGGAACCUGAAGGCACACCCGGAGGCUUCUUUCGCUGUCAUAUGUGGGCGGGGACCGUGCUGACGAGCAUCCUGUCCUUAGCGGCAUUCCUCUCCCCUAUAGUGAUGGUGGCACUACCACGAAUCGAGAUGCUGGAGUGGAAAGUGCAGAAGUGUGGACCGGAGUGCGACGGCCUCCUCAUCAGCUUUGCCUUCAAGCUUCUCAUCCUUGCGGUCGCCACUUGGGCCCUGUUCGUUCGACGGCCGCGGGCGACAAUGCCGCGCAUAUUCAUCCUGAGGGCAGUGGUGCUGGCCCUUGUCUUUGUAUUCAUCUUCUCGUACUGGCUUUUCUUCUGCGUCCGCAUCUACGAGCGACGUCACCAGGACUACGAGUUGACGUACCUGAGCAUAGUGCAGUUUGCUCUGUCCCUGGUGGACUCGCUCCUCUUCAUUCACUACAUGGCCGUCAUCCUCGUAGAAAUACGGCAGCUGCAGCCGCAGUACUAUGUGAAGAUUGUGCGGUCUCCCGACGGGCAGAGCAGGAGCUACGCGGUCGGGCAGCUCAGCAUACAGAGGGCAGCGGUGUGGAUGCUCGAGAAGUACUAUCAGGAUUUUCCAAUUUACAACCCUUACCUGGAAACUGUUCCAAGUCGCCACCGAAAGCAACAACAGCAGCAGCAGGCUUUCAAGGUCUACGAUGUUGAUGGCGUCGCAGAAGAAGACCAAGCUCCACUAAACCAGACGGUUCUGCCUGGAAGGCGAUCAGGCCACAAUGAUCGGUUUUACGAGGAGUACGAAUAUGAGCGGAGGGUGCGGAAGCGCAGGGCCAGGCUUAUUUCAGCAGCCGAAGAGGCGUUUACUCACAUCAAGCGGAUGCAGGAUGAAAAUGGGCCAGCCAUUCCAAUGGACCCAACAGAGGCUGCGCAGGCCAUCUUUCCAUCCAUGGCCCGUGCUCUGCAGAAGUACCUGCGUAUCACCCGCCAGCAACCCCGCCACACUAUGCAGGGGAUUCUGGAGCACCUGUCUCAGUGCCUUCACUACGACCUCAGCCCGAAGGCCUUCCUCGAAAAGUACCUCCAGUCGACUCCCGUGCUCCAGGAUGACCGGGAGCUGCGCCCAGUCCAAACAUGGGCGCUCGUCUGUGAUGUGCUCCUCUCGCGGCCGCUGAAGCCAGGCGUCACGUUCCUCCUCAGGCAAGGCGAAGUGUCCUUGCUGGUCAGCAUUCACGCCCUGCCCCACUUCAACGUCACUGAGGAGAUUGUGGACCCGAAGUCCAACCGCUUUGUGCUUCGGCUGAACUCGGAGACUUCAGUGUGACGCCAGAUGUGACUGACGUGCCCCGGUCAGUCAGCUUAUCUGAGAGAGAAAAAAAAAGACUCGAGCAGACGUCAACUCCGAGACGUUGUGACGCCAGGCACGACAGACGUGCCCAGGUCAACCAGACGCUCUGCAAGAAAAGCUUGAGCAGCAGUGUUUGUCAGCUAAGAGACGUCGGUGUGAUGUUUGUGACAGACACGUGCCCUGGUCAAUCAGAGAUUUUUUGUAAGAAACACUCUGUCACCAAUGUCCGAGGGACGAGUGCCAGAGAGACGGUGCCGUGUGUUGUACGUGCGGGUGACCAGGCUGAAAGUGUUGCAUGCUGAUGUGACGUGUUGCUGUUCAGCCUGUGAUCUCUUUCCUAAACAUUGGACGCCUGCUUGAACCUAAAAUGUAUGUUUCCUGGUGAAAGCAUCGAACAAGCCUGGAUGGUUUACAACACUAUUGCAUAUCAAGCCAUCUUGGUAAACUUGUUGCAGUUUGGAAUUACACUGUACAAUGUCAGGCCACAAAAACUGCCCAGCUGGCUCAGAACAAUUACACGAAGUGUGCAUCAUUUUGCAAAAAAAUAUAUAUAUUAGAUUUUUUUUAUUUGAAGUUACUGUUUUCAGCCGAAGAAUGCUGUAAAAGCUGCCAAUAGGGCACCUGUGAGCGCUCUUAGUUCUGUUUUGUUAACACGCUUUCCUAAUUUUAAAUUUUCAAGGUAGUUGUAAAGGAAGCCACUUAAAUCACAUGUACGCUGGAUUUGGAAUUUCUUGAAUCACAUGCUUUCGCAGUCGUCACUGUACUCGUAUGUAACAACAUGAUAGAUAAAGACGCUUGCAUUUUGGGGUAUGCAAAUAUCCGAAACUUUUGAAUAAUGAAUUGAAUAGUGACCACUUCGGUCAGUGAAUUGAAUAGUCACUAUUUGUAAAUGCAAACAUUUUUCAAAUAGUUUUUGAAUAUUUGAAAAUGUUAACGUCCUCUAUGGCGGGGUCAGAGGGAUGCUGGUCGGAGGUGCCACUGCGUGAUUUGGCACGCUGCUGUACGUGAGCAUUGUUGGAGUGUAGCAUGUUCGAAUUAUCCGUCACAAAUGUCUGCGCGUACGAAUUACCGGGCAUUUUUGCUCCUUAUAAUACACAUAACUUUGACAGCACUACAGCAUCAGUUCGAAUAAACUGAAAGUUUGAAUUAAACAUCUUCAAAUUGACGAGAUUCGACUAUAAUUGUGAUAAUGGCUGUUCAUUAUUCAGAAACUGUUCAGAAACUAAUCAAUUUGAUUUCAUUGGCUACAGGCUCUAUUCAAUUCGAACUCAAAAAUCACUAUUUGCACACCCCUACUUGCCUUAGUUGCACAUAAGUUGCAGAGCAAAAAAAAAACGCACAACUGGGACUGCCUAAAGCUACUUAAGUAACAAAAUUAUGUUUAAUGCUGCUCAAAAACAAACUGAUAUUGUGGACCAAGUCCUUUCUAUAGUUCCAGAAAAUACAGUUGUGAAUUUCAAGACAUGUUUAAUAUGUUCAUGUACCUAUUGCUCUUACAGGUUUGAUCAGCUGUCAAGGUGCAGUGUUAUUUUGGCAUGUGAUGUGAUGGGUUACAUUAGCUGACAACUACAAAAAAAUUUUAUGCUUUGUAAUGGUAUCAUUCAUCAGCGUCAGUUUUGCUACAUUUCUCAGCAGCAUGUGUUGUGUCAUCUUCUCCCCCCGAUUGUUACAGCUGGUACAGCGACAAUCUUUUCACUGGGAGUUAAACAACUUUUAAAAUUUUUCAAGCGACAGAACAUGCAUCACAAUGCUCUGCAACUGCGAUAAGCUAUUCUAGUAUGCCUCUGAACACACCUGAGGAAAUUAUAUCUCCUUUGUAUUGAACCAUUAUCUGUUGCAUACAUAGCAUGCGGUGCUAUGAAGGCUAGAUAGACGUCUCUCCAUGCUCGCAUUCCUGAUUCGCAAGCAAAAUUUAUUUUGCCACAUACAAAGAAAAGAUAUAGUUAUAACUUAAGUACUCUUUUUUCACAAGAUAUGAUUUAGCUAUUACAGGAAAGGCAUUGCAGAUAUGAAACUAUUUACCAGCGAAUGAGCAGUGUGAUACGUUUCUACAAUAGUAUGCCGCAUACUAUAAGUGUAAGGGGGCACAAAUAAUUUGCGAUUUGACAUAACAUUACUGCCACAAGUUGUAAUGUAUAUAAAGUAAUUAUACCAUGUGAACUGCCGAUUAUAAAAGAACGACUGCGCUGCGAAAUUCAUGGGCUAAGAUUGUGACUACACUACUUGCGUAGCUUCUGUGGCAUUGCCUGCUAAGCAUGAGACGGAGCUCAGUAAUUUGGUUAUAGUGCUAAGGAAGACGAAAAUAAAACACGAACUGCACAGAAUGGGCCCUGGUUGUGUCUGUCGUCUUUCUUAGCAGUGUAACUGUUUCAUAACGCAGUAAUCAGGUAGCCCGGCUUCCAGCAGAGUAUAGUAAGUUCAUCACUUCAGUUUUUUAAGUGUGUGAUAAAGGUAGCUCUUUGUAGCAGUAGUGAACAGAGCUAUUCAUGCCAUGUAACUGCGGGCUUUCAAGCUGCCCGCAUUUAGCCAGGUUGCAGGCACGUUUCAUGCGAACUCAAAUUGCACUCAUGGCCUGUCACUCUUUACAUGACGUAUAAGUAGUUCUGUGUGGCAGCUGUCUUUGUGUGUUGUGCUAUUUGCCAGUGUGGAGUACAUGUGAGUGACAUAAAUGUAUAUUAUGAAAAUGCACAUGUAUGUAUAUAUAUAGCCAAAGGAUUGCUUUCCUCGCCAGGGAGCAACGAAGUGCUUAGAAUGCAGAAGUGAAAUGUAGUGAGCAGUUGGCAAUAACACCAUCUCAGCAGAAAGGUGGCCCGUAACAUCCUGCCGCCUUCAUUUUUUUCUGUGAGUUGCUUUCAAUUCAUGCAAUGCCAAAUUGCCCUACGCAGCUGCUCCCCAGCAAUGCCAUGUUUAUUUAUUCCGCAUUUACAAAUUCAACAUGCAACGGUGAUGCUGAUGCUCCAUUUCUGUUUGUUUUCUUCGUGACCGUUAUUGAAAUGCAAAGUAAAACUAAAGGUGUAGGAGAAGGAAAGCCACAAGAAAAAUUUUUAAGUUUUUAUAUGCUUGAUAAAAAUUGCAAAAAAAAAAAUUCUGCACAUCUCACUUUGUUUUGCAUGUUAACCAUCCCAUGAGAGAGUAAAAAGAAUAUUUCCUAAAGCCCUUGCAAGUACACUAAAAAGGAAUUUUUUAAGAAUAAUUGUAUCGUAAGUCAAAUGAGCAAUGUCUGACCCCGUGUGUCAGCGAUUAUAGCUUGUGGUAUUUUUUUUGCCAUGCAGCUUCUAUGCCAUGCUUAAGAAAAGCAUCAAUAUCAUGCAUAUUUAAUCCUAGGAAAGAUCAGGGAUCCAGUCGUGUGGCAUUUUAAACAUAAGACACGUAAGGACAUUGUAAAGUAUGCGUAUGAUUUCUAAUAUUUUUCAGCAUUGCUAAUUAUGUUUGAAACUGGAAGCACAAAAUGCGUGCUUUGUAAAUGGGCAUCGUUUCAAUUUUCGGAAGUUGCAUCAUGCCGUCUUGUGUUGACAGCAAAGUCAUUCACGUUUGACUGAGGUGGAACCACUAUGUUUAGGUCACACUAUUUUCCCCGAAUACUCAGUACGUGCCACAAUUUUAUUUUCCCACUUGUUCUUUCGAACUUUUUUCAUCCUUUCUUUUAAGGCUCACUGACCACAACAUUUCAGGGAUAUGUCUGCUAUGACAACAGCAGUUUUACUGUGUCAGUGCAAUUGCCAUAUUGAUGUCUAGCACAUUUAGACCUAAUUAAAUGCGCACAUAUGAUAUCAGUGGUGCACAGUUUGUAAAUUUUGCUCUCGUGGUGUCACACGGAUGACGACUUGCAAACGUUGGGGUACAGGCUGCCAUAGGUAAAAGCUUACUAUUCUUUUGUACUCUACAGAUUUCAACUGUAGCGAUAGCAAAAGCAAAAUGCCAUGUUAUGGUAGAACAUGUAACUGCAGGAACGUAGUGAUUUGAAGACAGCAAUAUGUACAUAUGAUGUAGCAAGGUAUUUCCAUUCAUUCCUUCAAAUGAAGGAAUAUGGUCAAUGGCAACCUAAAGAUGCUUUGGCAAAUGCACUGCUGUUCAAACCAGAAAAUUUGUAUAGAUGCGUGCCCCAGCCAGUUGCAUUUUCUCAUUCCCUUGACAUCACGAUGGGGGCAGACUUCUUUUAAUAUUGGCAUCUCUCAGGAGCUAUGUCUAUAGAAGCGUGGAGGCACAUACGGCAGAUACCGUGCAGCUUUGUGGGCAGAAUUUGUCCUGAAUUUUUAGGUUGUCACUGUGUGCCAGUGUUCUGUGUCACCUCCAUGUUCCUCAAGUGCUGGAACUUCAGCAUGAGUUGCGCAAGUUCAUAUUUGGCAGUUUUGCAAGAAGCAUUACUGCAUGAAAACUUAAAAGUAUGGUGAAAGUCAACUGUGAUUUUCAUUUUCAAUGCCACAGAAUUCAAAAGUGCCCCAUUUAUGCUGUCACUGAACCGAUAUGACUGAAAUUUACUGCAUAUAAAAGAAAGUGUUAUAAAUUCUGGUGACUGUUGUUAGCAGGUUGUUUAUUUUGAUAGAUGUUUUGCAAAAACUCACAAGAAUUGGUAAAUCAACGAAAAAAAAUAGGAAGCUGCAUCAUAAUGUGUGCCUAUUUGUGUUAUAGUGGAAAUACAUAUCACAAUUUUGUGAAUAGUUGAUUGAGCAUUUAGAGUGGUCAAAAUCAAAAUGUUCAUUUAAAAAUUGCUUUGCUUUGCCUAUCUUUGCACACUUCAACUUUGCUUAUGCGACUUUUGCAAGUGUUCUAUUAAGAAAAAUGGAGCACUUCGCAUGAUCAUGUGAACAUAAAUUCUGUCUACUUUGGAUGCUCUAAACAUGUUAUUUGCAAUGUGGCAGCAUCUGCGAUUCUUGUGGCUUUCUGAAGUUGUAAACAUUAGUGUAAUUUGCCUUUUUAAGUUAUUUUUGGUUUGUUAAUUUUUUUUAUUUCUCAAAGCAUGAAUUAAAAGAUCAGCUCUGAACAGUCACUAGAGUGUUGCAGAAAUGAAUUAUUUAAAUCAGUUCAGCAGUUUCCAAAUGAAGACUGUGUGUAUCCGUGUCUCGCAUGCUUUCAGAUUGGAAGGGUAGUUAUGAUGUUAAAACCUUCUCUUUAAAGAUGCAAGCAAUUCCUCCCGCAUGUAGGCAAUCACCUCCUGUAGUGCGAUGUUCUCAGCUCCCAACCUGUUGUUGUAUUGCAUGUAUCUGGUACGAACAUCUACAUCCUGCAGCCAUUCAGGUGUAGAAAGCACACUGCCUCUUGGAAAGGAUGCAAUAAAUGGAUAUGAUUAUUCUUGA
Molecule: messenger RNA, 7694 nt
Organism: Dermacentor albipictus
Lineage: Eukaryota; Metazoa; Arthropoda; Arachnida; Ixodida; Ixodidae
Gene: Vang
Product: Strabismus domain-containing protein Vang
Biological process (GO): establishment of planar polarity; Wnt signaling pathway, planar cell polarity pathway; multicellular organism development
Cellular component (GO): plasma membrane
Source: RefSeq, a predicted model, not a curated record